Messenger RNA from Achroia grisella, 886 nucleotides. It is a transcript of the gene mRpL24, whose product is annotated as large ribosomal subunit protein uL24m. Lineage: Eukaryota; Metazoa; Arthropoda; Insecta; Lepidoptera; Pyralidae. Gene Ontology annotation, biological process: translation. Gene Ontology annotation, molecular function: structural constituent of ribosome; RNA binding. The transcript has 6 exons. The coding region runs from base 41 to 802 and encodes 253 amino acids. Gene Ontology annotation, cellular component: mitochondrion; ribosome. The record is from RefSeq and is a predicted model, not a curated record.
GUUUAUACAAAUUUUUGUUACUCAAUAAUCAAAAUAUAAAAUGCGAAUAUUUGGUUUUUUAUCGAAGAAAGUGGGUGAUCUCACUGUUAAAUAUUCAAACCUUCCUGAAUCGUACAUAAAAAGAAGCUAUGAACAGGUAUAUUGGAAGAAUCCAACUGGUUAUCCACAGUAUCCUAAAGCCCAGGUAACACGUAAGAAGUUCCGUUUUACCACAAACAGACCGUGGACUGCUCAGUUCAGACAACAAAAUGAGACUGGUGUGUUGAGAAAAAAAGUAUUCUUGGAGCCCGUUGGAGAGUGGAGUUUUUUCAAGGGCGAUAGAGUUGAAGUUAUGGUCGGUAAAGACAAAGGAAAGCAAGGCAUUGUUACCCAAGUGAUUCAAGAACGCAAUUGGGUAUUUGUUGAGGGGCUCAACACCCAUCUCAGAGUUGUGGGUAAAGACAAGGAUUUCCCAGGUGUGACAGUCCAGUCGGAGGCGCCACUCCUCGUCACAACUGAUGUGAAGCUCGUAGACCCGGAGAAUUUGAAGCCCACUGAAAUUGAGUGGAGAUACACGGAAGAGGGUGAGAAGGUCCGUGUGUCUCUGGCCAGUAGUCGCAUCAUCCCAGUACCGAAAUCGGCUGAAGAGACCAUAGACUACAAGAGUAAAGAUCUGUAUAUAGCCAAUCCUGACAAGGAUACAUCAGCUGAUGUUGUUACUAAGAUAACGUUCGAGGCUAAAUUGCGAACUUUUGAAAUGGAUAUCAUGGAAUCGAUGGGCAUUAAAGAAGACAGAGUGCCGGCCAAGUCCUACUGGUACUAACAGAAUUUGGAAAUUAAAUUGAAAAUUAAAAAAAUAUAUGUAUAUAAUAAUUGUUAUUUUAUUAGUUAAUGAUAAUAUAGAAUU